AUGUCGGUGAGGGAUGUGAAACAAAAGGAGGCAACAGUGGGAUUACUCUCAAGGAAUAAGGAUCUUCUGUUGCAACAUUGCAGAAUUCAUGUGUAUGAAGAUCCUCCGGGGCCACGCAAAGGGGGACUCAGCACAAGACUACCUUCUCAGUUGGGCGUGGGAAAGCUUUUCAUGCCUAUGCCUGUGGCUGGAAAAACACCUGUGCUUCUACUGAACCUGAAGCUGAAGUCUUUGUCACAAGUGGUUGAUGUUCUCUCUCCAGGAAUUCUCAUUACUGCUUGUGAUGACUUGGAAACAUUCAGUAUUGAAAAGCAUGAUCUCCAGUUGCUUCCAGAAUAUCCUUCUGGCUUUGUGGCAUUGGGGCAUCUUUCUCCUCCCAGUAUUGGUGAAGGACACGGAGAACAGGAGUAUGUGUGCACAGACAGUGUAUACUGGUUUGACCAUACAGUUACUAGAGCACUCCUCCCCUUGUGUCCAGCGAUGAAGACUCUCACAACAGAACUCCAGAUUUAUGGAGACUUCUUGGAAUGUCUUGGCACCAGAGAAGACAAGCUAUAUCUCAAGAGCCUCUUUGAUCCUGUGAGGGAUGCUGAAUUAGGUGCAGAAAUUCCUGAAGGAGUUCUUCUGCACACAUUUGCAGUGUCUGCUGGCUUUGUGACUGUGGCCUGCCAUAGGAAGGACAACAUGAAGCUAGAGGUGCCAUAUGAAGAGCGGCAUUCAUUGACAUUCCUCAAUAAGUCUAUUGCAUAUGCAGAACAGAUUCUCACUUACAUUGCUAAUUAG
This is a messenger RNA of Darwinula stevensoni, 783 nucleotides long. Lineage: Eukaryota; Metazoa; Arthropoda; Ostracoda; Podocopida; Darwinulidae. The record is from the annotation of a GenBank genome assembly.